AUGGGAUCUAUCCAGGAUUUAUUGAAUCCGCUACCCGAGGGUUCGCACGUCGGAUACUCAAGAGGUAGCAGGAAUUCCACAUCGGCCCCUAGGUACCGCGAGAAGAGAUCUCGAGCACCAAAGGACGGCCCGAUGUUUCGUCCAGGAAAUCCUCAUGGCGAAAUUCGCUUUCCACCAUACGAGGCACAUGACGAGGAACUUAUUGAAAUCCAUCAAAAGUGGAACCUGUAUCCUAUGUACCAGAUUGCGGAUUAUCCUCGACAGAUUCCUUAUGCGAGUGAUAAAAAGUCGUUCCAAGAGAGAACGGGACGUGAUAGCUUCCAUGUGUUUAACUAUACUUUCCAAGUGCCGGAUGAUAAGGGUGAUACCAAAACAACAUGGACAAUUAUGUGGGACUACAACAUUGGGCUUGUUCGAACUACUCCUCUAUUCAAGUGCAAUGACUAUUCAAAGACUGCACCAGGGAAAGCAUUAGCAUCCAAUCCAGGAUUGCGUGAGAUCUGCCACAGCAUCACCGGUGGAGCACUUGCAGCCCAAGGAUAUUGGAUGCCAUACGAAGCUGCCAAGGCCGUAGCUGCUACUUUCUGCUGGAAGAUUCGAUAUGCUCUGACACCGCUUUUUGGAAACGACUUUCCCAAUAUGUGUGUCGAUCCGCAAGACCGACUCAACUUCGCACGCAUGGUGAUUGAUCCUGAAAUUAUCAGACGAGCAGCAGAAACAGCCAUUCAUUUCCGCUCUCUUGAAUUACAGAAAGCUCCCUCUGUUUCAGACAACCCUUCAUCCAGUUCUUCCACCUCCGGCAUAAACAGAUCAAACACAGAGGCGGGCCUCUGGGACGGUCCUACUCUACACAUCAGCAAUAAGUUGUCUCGUCGUACCUACGCCGACAGUAUCAGCAGUACGCGGGGCUCAUCAUCAGAGCCUUCAUACUGUGCUUCUCCCCAGAGCCCAAUGCAUGGCGGUUUCACGCCUGUGAAUGCACCUCGAAGCUCAAGAACCGAAUAUCUUCAAGACUUCCAGUCUCCUAGGGGUUUCCUGGAAUGGGCCCGUUCCUCGCACAAGAAGAGUCUAUCAGAUGGUAGUCGAGCAGAGAAUGAGCUUGAUACCACUGUCAUUCAGCCUAAAAAAGCCCCAUCAUCUAAUUCAUCCGAUGGAAACGGCGAUAUCAAGAUGGACGAAAGCUCUACUACUCGACACAAAAGAGUAACUCCGAGACACUUUGAUAUGAGCAGCUCCGAUGAUGAAGACUCUAUGGACGAAGAUGGAGGGGAAGAAGACGAAGAAGAGUACGAGCCAAACUCUAAGGAACUCAAGAGACCAGAUUUGCGACAGAAGCGUCAACUCAAGAAAAACCCAUCCCGUUCUGCAAGAGCAAAGUGCAGAGAAAACACACCAGUAUCAAGCCACUUUGUGCACGAGGUUAAGGCUGCCCAGGCUUUAUUGCAUUUGCAUAAACAGGAGGCAAAAUCCAGCAAUAGUGACGGCGAUGAGCCCAUGAAUGAGCCUGUCUGGAGCUCGCUUAGGUCACGAUCUAUGGUUUCUCGGGAAGGGGAGAAGAAAAGGUGUGCUUCUUUCUGA
Messenger RNA from Penicillium taxi, 1578 nucleotides. RefSeq lists its product as uncharacterized. The transcript is spliced from 4 exons. Gene Ontology annotation, molecular function: DNA binding. The record is from RefSeq and is a predicted model, not a curated record. Lineage: Eukaryota; Fungi; Ascomycota; Eurotiomycetes; Eurotiales; Aspergillaceae. Bases 1 to 1578 code for a protein of 525 amino acids.